Messenger RNA from Apus apus (common swift), 1293 nucleotides. Its product is annotated as C-type lectin domain family 6 member A-like. Gene Ontology annotation, cellular component: external side of plasma membrane. The record is from RefSeq and is a predicted model, not a curated record. NCBI's taxonomy places the organism in Eukaryota, Metazoa, Chordata, Aves, Apodiformes, Apodidae. Gene Ontology annotation, biological process: antifungal innate immune response. The transcript has 6 exons. Gene Ontology annotation, molecular function: carbohydrate binding. Bases 82 to 750 code for a protein of 222 amino acids.
UGUGCAGAAGGAAGACUGUAGUUGUGGCCAUACUGGUAAUGUGGAGUCUUGGUGGAGAAGAGUGAUACUGAGGUACAGAUAAUGAAUCACCGAGGGAGAGUCAGUCCUGGAACUUCAGCCCUACCAGAAGAAAGAGGCUGCUCCCGGCUGAAUCCCUGGGUCUUCUUUGUUUCUGUCCUUGUCAUCAAAACUGCCUUUGUAACCAUCUGCCUUGCUGUUUUACUUCAUGGAAGCUAUGGUCAGUACAAGACUCUGCUCCAGAAUGCUACAGAGUGGCAUUGUGUCCCCAGUGAAUCUGCAGACAAACAGGAGGGCUGGAUGUGCUGCCCAAAGGGUUGGAGACGCUUUCAAGAAAAGUGCUAUUAUCUGUCGGAUGAUAAAAUGUCCUGGGCUGAGAGUGAGCAGAACUGCACUGGGAUGGGCUCCCAUCUGGUGGUGAUCAACAGCAAAGCAGAGCAGGAGUUCCUCUUUAACUGGGCAAAAGAAGUAUUUACUAAUGCCUAUGAAACAAAAUACUACAUAGGCUUAACAGCGUAUGAGAACGGGCAAUGGCAGUGGGUGGAUCAAACUCCGUAUGAAAAGGCAGCUAUGUUCUGGAAACCUGGGGAACCCAAUUUACUCUUUGCAGAAAAAUGUGCUGCAAUUCAUGUCAAGGGAAAAAGAGACUCCAACACUUACCGUAACUGGAAUAAUGUCCUUUGCUUCACAAAUUGUUAUCGAAUUUGUGAACUGGCAGUUAAAUUUGUCUGAGGAAGUAGACUCCAUUUUGGAUGAAGAACCUGAAGAAGUAUACUUAAGAAAGGGAGAAAGAACUGAUUAAAAGCUUGUCUGAACCCACACAAAUACCAUAUCUUCAAUGUAGGAUGAACAAGCCUGCCAUGGAAUCCCAGCUCUGAAGGAACUCAGUUCCCAGCCUGUGUCCCUGCAUCUUUUUCCAAGCUGAAGAUCACUCCUAGAUGAAGUAGUUCAGGCUUAUCACAAAGACCUACUGUGCCCCUUUUCUCUCUCCUCCUUCAUAGAUGGGUGCCCUGAUCCUCCAGUACUUACCUUACCUCCUUGUGCAGUUGAUAACUCAAUGAAAUGGAAAAGGCCCUCUCUCUCAUGAAGAUACUGUUCCUACUAAUCACUGGGGCAAUAUUUGAAAGGAGAACAUUCAGUGGAGUGUGCUUGGCCCACCCCUGAAGGGAACUUAUCUAUUUGUGACUUAUCUUUGAUGUUUCCUUCUUCCUUCAGCAUAUCCACUGUUGAUAAGUUAAAAAACAAACAGACAUAUAAAUAAAUGUUAAUUCUGUU